Molecule: messenger RNA, 357 nt
Organism: Pochonia chlamydosporia 170
Lineage: Eukaryota; Fungi; Ascomycota; Sordariomycetes; Hypocreales; Clavicipitaceae
Exons: 1
Coding region: 1-357 (118 amino acids)
Source: RefSeq, a predicted model, not a curated record
AUGUCAUUCGACGAGCCUGACCAUAUAAGGUCGAAAGACGCAGAACGCCCAUCCACCUUCCUCGCUUCAAUCAAGACAUGGAGAAAGACGGCAGGAACGCACCACCCCGGUGAAGCUUACUUCCGAGUUGAAAGAUUGACGGAUGUUAAACAAGAUGCAAAGGGUCACAUAAAGAUCAAAACCCACUGGACUCCGAUUUGGGUGCCUAUCCAGGAUCUCAGAGGGCAGGAGUCGUAUGAGGCAGCCAGAGAACUAAUUGUCCAAAAGUUCGGUGAAGAUGUAUGGACCAAGACAUCAGAAGGGUGGAAUGCUACGGAGCCAUUUGUGGAAGAUCGGAUUGAGUACGUUGCAGAUUAG